UGGGAUUGUAAAAUAACUCUAUAAAAAAAUUGUCAAGAGGUUAGCAGACUUUUGCAAGGUACUGUAUGAAAUUCUGCUUUAUUGAUCCUCAGGUUCUUGUCUGAUAAAGAGAUUCAAACAUUUCAUUUUAUCAAUGUGUUAAAAGCGAUAAAUUCAGAAUCAAGCUCAGAGAAUCCAAACAAUCAUUUCGACUAUUUCUGGCACUCUAUUGUUUUCUGUGUGUUGCCCCUGAAAAAAAUAAAACAAUCUUAACAGAUUCCAAUCGGAUGUGUGUGCAACAUUUUAUAUCCCAUCAGAGUUUUAGGGAGGUAAUCUUUAUAGGGAAAUGCAUAACCUACAGUCAUACAAGAACAAAGAGCAACUGAAUUGACAUAAAUUAACCUAUUGAGCAUCAGUGAUAGCCUAAUGCUUACAAAUAUAUUAGAUAUUUAUAGUAGUAAAUAGUUACAGUAAAAACGGAGUAAAUAUAAAAAUAAAUACAGAGUAAAUAUAAGAGACCUUCUAGACCCCUCAGUCCAAUGAAGUUCAGUUACAGCAGAUAAUGCUAAUCGUUUCCGCUUUUGUUUUCUACUCAAAGUCCUGAGGUUCUUGGAAGGCUGCACUCAUCCAAUUAAAGCGUUAUCUCUCCUUUGGGCUUAAAGAUUAGGAGCGGACUCUACAUUGAGUUUCAGACAGAAAUCAAAGGUGCUUCAGGUGCUGUCGGUCAAACAUCUUCUCCCGCCGUUGGUUUCGCCGCCACUUCUCGGCAGGAUCCGCGGCAGAAAAAUCACAGUCCUCUAAAGGAGGAGCGAUGGGUUCCUACAGCUCAAACCUGGAUGACGUCUUGGAGGAGGACAUGCACCACUGGUACACAAAAUUCAUGAGGGAAUCGCCAUCGGGACUCAUCACUCUGUUUGAGCUGAAGACGAUGCUUGACAUGAACGGUAUGACGGAGGAGGCCAGCAGCUAUGUGGACCAGGUUUUCCUUACCUUUGAUAUGGAUGGGGAUGGCUAUUUAGACUUCGUGGAGUACAUCGCUGCUAUAAGUUUAUUGCUGAAGGGAGAAGUAAAUCAGAAAUUAAAAUGGUACUUUAAGCUUUUUGAUCAAGACGGAAAUGGGAAAAUUGACAAGGAUGAACUGGAAACGAUAUUCAAGGCUAUUCAAGAUAUCACCAGAAGUUAUGAGAUCCCCCCAGAGGAGAUUGUGACUCUUAUAUACGAGAAGAUUGACGUCAAAGGAGAAGGCGAGCUGACGCUGGAGGAGUUCAUCAGCGGAGCAAAGGAGCAUCCUGACAUCAUGGACAUGCUCACGAGAAUGAUGGAUCUCACAAAUGUCUUGGAAAUCAUAAUCAAGGGUCAGAGGAGGAAUGCUGUGAAUUGAGAUACAAUUCACCAAAAUGGAUUUUUGCUGAAUUAUGCACUAUUAAAAAAAAAAAAGACUGAAAGAUUUCAACACAAUCUCUGACAGCACAUUAGAUGGCAGAGAAAUCCCUUUCAUUUCCUCUGCCGGUGCCUGCAAAGCUUUACUUACAGUCUUGAGUUAAGAGUAUAACAUUUUUGCAAGAGAUUCUGGGAAUGGUUACCAUCAUGGUUCCAGUCUGUGCAAAGUAUGGAGGAAAUUCCCUUUAAUUACAAUUCCAGCUCAUCGAGCUUGUAAUGAAGUGCUGAUGUCUUCAUAUGCAGAAUGAGAGCUGUCAGCCUGAACUGCCCUUCCAUGCAUUUUACCUUGACUGUAUUCUCAAUUCAAAGCAAACAUAUUGAGAUUACACUGAAUUCCUAACAGCUCAGCUGAAGACUGCAGCUGUUGCUUCGGUUACUCGCCGGGAUCCUUUUCAUUGUUGGUUCUUUGGGUUAAAAAUUGAAACAGUGGCCAGAGGCGCAGGACAUGUACAUACAGGACAUGUCAUAUAUUUUAGCAUGUUUUGCCAUUAUUGAGAUGACAGCGAUGCCUUUAUGAUCCAUACGAUGUUUAUGGAAAAAUUGUUUCGCUUUUUAAAAGACUAGACGAUACAAUGGUCCAGGUUGAAAUCCGGGUGUGAAACUUUCUUGUUUAAACCUGCAAAAGCUGAAAUGAAAUAUCUGAGUGUCUUAUUCUUCUUCUUCUUCUUGUUUACAACAUUGUUCUGUUCAAAUGUGAAUCUGAGGCAAUAUUAUGCUAGAAAUACGGAACAUUUGAAACAAACAUAUUUGUUAUUUUUCUGUCUGCAAGAGGUAUCAACAUUAGUAUUUAAAACAGUCUGUGAAUACAAUUUAAACGGCUUUUUAAAGUCAGGUCAUAAGGAAUAGUGAUUUUAGCUGAAGAAGAGAAUUUUCCGGUGUUUUAAUUUAGCAAUAAAUCCAGAUUUGUUGAAUCUGGAGGCUGAAGCUGACGAGUAGUCAGAGAUGGGCUGAGAUCGCAGCAGACUUCUACUGUCUUUAAUCCUAAACACUUCAUCGCAAUCACAAAAGCAAUUUAUUUAAUGAACCUCUAAACCAUUGUCCCCUUUACAUUAGGUAAUUUAUUACAGAGGAAAUGGAGAAAGGAGGCAGCAUGUGACUCUAUUCCUGUGUCUGUUGUGGGUCUUGCAUAAAUGGAAUCCUUGGAAAGUCCCUCUUUUGACACCAUCUGGAGCCCAUUAAAAAAAUAUAGUAUAAUAAUACUCUCUCAGACUAGCUGCUGGCUUCAGCUUCUGGGACCAACUAUUCUGUAUUUAGAUUUGAUGCAGAUGCCAAGAAAUGUACCAACUGAGGGUAGGGUAUUAGCUACUUUUAAUCUCUGAACAGAACCUCACUUAAAAAAAAUCCAAAACUAUCACUUUAAGACUUUUUUUAAUCUGAAAGAGCUCCAGGUUUCCCUCUUGUGACCAGUUUAAACUAUUACAAAGCAUUUGUUCUUUUUUUAGUGAAGGUAAUUGACUUGUUCGUGUCCAUCAUGUGUUUUUGUCACUCUGUCACUAUUUAAAGCAGGUUUUUACCAUUAUAAAAAGGUUGAAUGUGUGAACAUGUAAAUAGCACAACACUAACAUUUGUUUAGAACACGUUUAAAAUCCCAACGUCAUACAUUGGACUGUCUACAACCCUAAAAACACUUCCAGGCACAGUGACUUCCUGGAUUUUCUUUUCUUAUAUUUCAAGUUUAGUUUUUAAACACUAUCCACGCUAUUUUUCUUUGCAAAAUGAAGAUUUGGGUCAAUAUAAACUCGUUGCCCAUGCUCUAAGGUCAUUCAAACAUCAUGCUCGCCAUGGUUAAUGAUUUCAGAGGUACAUAUUGGUGCUUGCAGCUAAAAAAAUUAGAAAGUCUCAGACUCUGUGUGUUGUUCAAAGUAAAUAAAGAUAAGGGUUGACUCCAAAUAGCACCCAUAUGUUGCCUAAAUAUAUCGGAUGAUGCAAUUACGUAAGCACACUGAUCAACCCACCUCUACUCGUCGUUUAAAACGCAGCCUCUCCCUGCAGCUUUGCACUGCAUGCCAACUGUCUGCCACCACAGCCCAGGUCCAGCCGUCCACCUCCACUGGAACCAUGCAGUCUCCUGAAGCCAAGUUCAACAGAAACAGCUUGUUCCUGACGCUGAAGAGCUACAGCUCGGCCGUCAGCGACAUGGAGAAGACCAUCCUCUUGCCAAGCCUGCUGCGAGACGUCCCUUCCGACUGUGAGGCAGCGGACGAGACCUGCAGAGAUCUCUAUGCCAACUACAUGAUGCUGAAGGCCAUUCGAAACACAGCGGAGAGCAGCCUGGUGAGCCUGGAUGAUCACAAGACGAAGAACACCAACACCACCACCACCAAGGCCCUGGAACCUUUCCUGGACGCCGACUCUGAAGCAUUAUUUCUCUUCCAUCUGAGAGGACUGUUUUCUGUGAUGAGCGACCUCACAAAGAAGACCCGGAGCCUCACAGAGAAAUACUUGGACAUACUCGGAUUGACAAACUAAUGUCAAAGCAUUUGUCUGUGGACAUUAAGCCACGUGUUUCUCACGGCUGCAGGUUUUAAGCGAGCUGAAAGUUUAAACUUACUGAAUAUGGAAUAAAUGUACUUGGGCAAAACUGA
This is a messenger RNA of Fundulus heteroclitus (mummichog), 4004 nucleotides long. RefSeq names its product guanylate cyclase activator 1C (gene guca1c). The transcript is spliced from 4 exons. Gene Ontology annotation, molecular function: calcium ion binding; calcium sensitive guanylate cyclase activator activity. The record is from RefSeq and is a predicted model, not a curated record. Lineage: Eukaryota; Metazoa; Chordata; Actinopteri; Cyprinodontiformes; Fundulidae. The coding region runs from base 791 to 1360 and encodes 189 amino acids.